AUGGACUCGGAGAAAUUAUCAAUAGUGCUAGAUCCAAAAUCUAACAAGAAGAUCAUUAAUCGAAGAUAUAAGAUAAUUAAAAAGAUAGGAGAAGGUCAAUAUGGAAAAGUAUUACUUGGAGAAGAUAUACAGACACGUAAAUCCACCAGUACAUUGGCGAGUCCAGCAUAUGUUGCGAUUAAAACAAUUAAUCGUGUUGAUAAAUCCCGUUUUUUACUUGGGAAAUCAUAUAUGAAUCUAGCGAUGAAAAUAAAUCGAGAAAUUAAAAUAAUGAAAGAAUGUAAUCAUCCUAAUGUUGUUAAACUAAAACAAGUUAUAAAUGAUUUGAAAUUUGAUAAAAUUUUACUUAUUCUAGAAUAUUGUAAAUUUGGAGAAAUUGAUUGGAAGAAUUAUAAUCAUUAUUAUGAGAAAUAUAAUCAUCAUAAAUCAAGGAGUUCAUUAGUUUUGAAUAAAGUAUUACGAGAUGUUUUAAAUGGACUAGAAUAUUUACACGAGUACAAACAUAUAAUUCAUCGAGAUUUAAAACCAUCGAAUUUAUUAAUUGAUCAUGAUAACACUAUUAAGAUUUCAGAUUUUGGAGUGAGUUUAAUUAUGGAGAAUAAUGCUAAUGACGAUAAAGAAUUGUCAAAGAUUAUGGGGACACCAGCAUUUUAUGCACCAGAAUUAUGUCAGUUUGUGAAUAAUCGAUAUUCAAUGAUCACAAAUGAGAAUCACGAGGGAAACAAGAUUAAGAUUGAUUAUAUGAUUGAUAUUUGGAGUUUAGGAGUUACUUUAUAUUGUAUGAUGUUUAAUAAUUUACCAUUUACGGGAAAUAACGAAUUUGAAAUGUGUAAAAAUAUUGUUAAACUGGAGUUGAAAUUUCCAAUGAUUAAACAUACUUCGAAAGUAACAGAAGAUGAUAUUAAUGAGUUGAAAGAGUUUAAAGAUUUAAUAAAGAAAAUACUUGUGAAAGACCCUAAAGAUAGAAUUUCAUUACAAGAUAUCAAACAACACAAGUUCACCACUUUUGAUUUAAACGACAAGGAGAAGAGGAAGUUUUUAAAUUUUAACAAAGCCAUUUUCAGAGCUGAGGAUUGCAAGAAGGAUAUUGUUAAUCAGGUCGAGGAACCAACUAUAUCGUCAAGAAUCAAGAAGUUUUUCAGCAGUAAUAGUAACAAUAAUAAUAGUAGUAAUAGUGGAAAUGGCAAUGGUAGUGGUAAGAGCUCCAAAUCAAUGCUGACUGGUUCUAGUCUUGCUUCAAAGACUACACAUCAACCAAGUAAUUUAAAAUACAGCAAUUUGUCACUUAAAGAUCUAGAACACGUGGAUGAGUUGUUAGAUUCAUAUUUGGAUGAUUCUGAUUCUUCAUCAUCCAUGGGUAGCAUUGAAGUUGAAGAGAUUGAUACCAAAAAUAUACUAAGUGAUUUAGAUGAUGAAUUACAUUUUAAGCAUCGACCUAAACCACUUGAUUUGAAUCAAUCCAAUUUAGUAUUAUCUCCACCUGCUAGUUUAUCAUCGUCGCCUCCACUAGCACCUACGCCAGCUAAUACAGUUGUUCCAGGAAGUUCUCAACCAUUGUCAGAUCCUUCUACACCUACAAAUAAUACAGUGAUGGUUAUUGGUGAAAGUUCACCAGGUUACAAUAGUAGCAAUACUGGUAAUAUUUUCAGUCCGUCUAGAAGGUUUUUUGAAAAACAAAUGAAUAGCAAGACGGCAAUUCAGGAUAAUCCAACAAUAAGUUCAUUAUCAUCAUCACUGUGGAAUGAUAAAUCAAAAAAUCAUGCCAAUGGCAGUUUGGGUAUGUUUGAGCCACCACUGGUAUUUAGAGAUACAAUGGCCUCCCAACAGCAACAACAACCACAACAACAACAGAUAUCUCUGGAUGGGAAAAGCUCUGGUAGUGGAGAUAUUACAGCAUCUGGUGUAGGUAUUUCAAGUCGUAGGGAUUCGAAUAGCUCACAAUUUGGAUACGGGUUAUCUAGAAUUACUAGUUCGUCUUCCAGCUUGAAUUUAAAUGCUUACUUGACGGAUGAUUCCGAUCAUUCAAUACAUUCAAACGUUUCAAAUUUUUCGACCAGAUACAAUUUAAAAAAUAAGGGUAAUAAUCAACCACAUAAUGCAGCAGAAGAGGAAGAAGGCGAUGAUGAUGAUCAAGAAUGUGAAGGGGAUUCUACUAUCAUAGCCAAAGAUUAUGCUACUUAUCAUACCAUGAGUGAUUAUUUAGAUGAUUUAGAUUGA
Messenger RNA from Candida tropicalis MYA-3404, 2217 nucleotides. RefSeq names its product serine/threonine protein kinase. The record is from RefSeq and is a predicted model, not a curated record. Gene Ontology annotation, cellular component: cytoplasm. The transcript has a single exon. Gene Ontology annotation, molecular function: protein serine/threonine kinase activity; ATP binding. Bases 1 to 2217 code for a protein of 738 amino acids. Gene Ontology annotation, biological process: autophagy; peptidyl-serine phosphorylation. NCBI's taxonomy places the organism in Eukaryota, Fungi, Ascomycota, Pichiomycetes, Serinales, Debaryomycetaceae.